This is a messenger RNA of Trichoderma harzianum CBS 226.95, 630 nucleotides long. RefSeq lists its product as hypothetical. The record is from RefSeq and is a predicted model, not a curated record. The coding region runs from base 1 to 630 and encodes 209 amino acids. The transcript has 3 exons. Lineage: Eukaryota; Fungi; Ascomycota; Sordariomycetes; Hypocreales; Hypocreaceae.
AUGGACUUCGCACCCUACCAAUCCUCGCCCCCCGAGCACGCCCGCUCCCCAAUCUCCUCCCCCCGCGCCUCCGCCGACAUCUCCCGCCGCCCCUUCUCCCCCUCCGCAAUCGCCUCCUCCGCCCGCAGCCCGCCUCCCCUCCAACACCCUCAACCCCAGCGCGCCUGGAGCGGCGACCUCGACGGCGCCGCCAGCGCCCACGGCGCAUUGUCCGGCAGCGGCCUCUGGGGGUUCGGCAGCGGUAGUGCUGGAGGGGGGACGCCCAUGCCCGGCGCAUAUCCCGCCGAGAUCAGCGAGUUCGAUACGAGUCUGGGCUUGAGGCUGGAUUACGAGGCCUGUUUGGCGUAUUUGGCGUUUCCGCCUGUUGGGGCUGUUAUACUCUUGAUUUUGGAGAGGAAUAGCGACUACGUCAGAUUCCACGCCUGGCAGUCUGCCCUCCUCUUCACAGCCGUCAUGGUCUUCCACGUCCUAUUAUCUUGGUCUUCGUUCCUAAGCUGGAUCAUCUUCAUCGCCGACCUUGUCCUGAUCGGAUUCCUCUCCUUCAAAGCAUAUCAAGACGCAGAGAUACUAGACAGGUUCGAGGUUCCCUUCUUCGGAAGGAUAGCUAGCAGAUUCCUAGACGACGAGUAG